Penicillium salamii is the source of this 1536-nucleotide messenger RNA. NCBI's taxonomy places the organism in Eukaryota, Fungi, Ascomycota, Eurotiomycetes, Eurotiales, Aspergillaceae. The record is from the annotation of a GenBank genome assembly.
AUGUCUUCUCAGGGCGCUUCCACGCGCUCCCUUCAUGCCGACGAUGCUCUUAAUGUCGUGACCGAUGUCUCUCCUCCCCUGCAUCUCUCCACCACAUUUCGUUACCCAAAUGAUCCCUCUAAGCUAGUCCCGGCCGCCGAUGCCACUUCCGCCCCCGACCCAACCUCUCAUGUAUACUCACGCAUGUCCGCGCCAAAUACAACUCGUUUUGAGAUGGUCCUCUCCUCCCUGCUCAAUGGUCAUGCCGUAAGCUACUCUUCGGGUCUCUCGGCCCUCCACGGUGCCUUGACACUCCUCAACCCGCGUAACAUCUCCAUUGGCGAUGGCUACCACGGCUGUCAUGGCGUGAUUGCCCUCUUCACUCGCAAUACAGGCCUGAAGAAGCUUCCGCUCGACUGCCCUGCCGACUCUCUCGAAAAGGGCGACGUCAUUCUCCUGGAAACACCAGUCAACCCCAAUGGAACAGCCUUCGAUAUCGCAUCCUACGCCACCAAGGCUCACUCCCGCGGAGCGAUCCUUAUCGUAGACUCCACCUUCGCCCCGCCAGGCCUUCAAGAACCCUUCGAUUUCGGCGCGGACAUCAUCAUGCACUCCGGCACCAAGUAUUUCGGCGGCCACUCUGACCUCCUCUCCGGUGUUCUGGCAACCAAGAACGAAGAGUGGGCCGCGCAGCUUAAAACCGAUCGUCUAUUCAUCGGCUCUGUCAUGGGCAAUAUGGAAUCCUGGCUCGGCGUCCGUAGUCUCCGAACCCUUGAGGUCCGCGUCCAGCGUCAAAGCGAGAAUGCGACCAAGUUGGUGUCUUGGUUGGAUGCGUGUCUGCAUGCGAAAAACCCAGCCCCGGGAUCUGACGAGGCAGCUGUGCAGGCUGUUCUCGAAGAUAUUUACCAUGCCUCGCUGCAGGACGGAGGGGAUUGGCUGAAGAAGCAGAUGCCGAAUGGAUUCGGGCCUGUUUUUGCCAUUAAUAUGAAAGAAGAGCCUUUCGCACGGAAUUUGCCUAGUCUGCUACAUUUCUUCCAGCAUGCCACUAGUCUUGGAGGUGUUGAGACACUUAUCGAGUGGAGGACUAUGUCGGAUGCUACGGUUGAUCGGAGGUUGUUGAGAAUCAGUGUCGGAUUAGAGAACUGGGAGGAUCUCAGAGGCGAUCUACUGAGCGCAUUCAAGAGCCUGCAAAACUGCCGCGUUUUACCCCGCUGUUAUCGCAACUCCGAAAUAUUCUUUCCUCUUCACACUCUCUCGCUUUCAAUUCAUUUGGCUCCAAAGACUAUCAUCUCAAUCAUGUCAGACACCUUUACAAUCCAUUACUUCGCUUCAGCGUCUCAAUUUACUUCGAAAAACACGGAAUCUUUACCUGCCCCGCAGAAACUUUCAACUCUCUUUGAUGAGCUCGAGAAGCGGUACCCCGGAAUUGGCACCAAGGUCCUCUCUAGCUGCGGUAUCAGUCUGAAUGGGGAAUACGUUGAUAUCGAGGAGGAUGUGGAUGUGGUGAUUGAAGCUGGUGGAGAGGUGGCGGUGAUUCCACCUGUGAGUUCGGGAUAA